Molecule: messenger RNA, 831 nt
Organism: Carica papaya (papaya)
Lineage: Eukaryota; Viridiplantae; Streptophyta; Magnoliopsida; Brassicales; Caricaceae
Source: RefSeq, a predicted model, not a curated record
AGAACUUAAACAGAAAAAUACCAAUAGUAAAUGUUUUAUUUUACUAUUUAACCCAUAUAUAUGUAUUUUUUAAUUUGUCCUCAUUGAACUAUUAGUAUGAAAUAAUUUUUCUUGUUUUAAGUUUUGCCAAGCACAACAUGUUAAAGCAGCUAUCUUGCUUAUUCAAAUGUGGAAAUUCAAUUGAUAUGAUAAACGUACCAGAGAGAAUCGCGAUUUGAGUAAGCGAAGUUGAGAUUCUUUGGAGUAGACUGUUUUUUCGGAAUGGAGAGUGGACACUGUAAGUACUCAUGCGAGACCAGGGCUCAGACCCUAGAAUGGAUUAAUGCGAUAGUGGAUUUCGUUAAACCCUACUCUUUCUUGAUAAACGCUCAAGUCGUCAAUUUCUUCAAGGAUAGAUUAUGGGAGGUGGUUGAUGGUGAGUGGAUGGAUUGCCUACGUAUGGAGCCUGUGGAAAAUCUUCUCCUGAUUCCAUCUGGGGUGGUCCAGGAUUACUGGCCUGAUUCGCUUAAGGGAUUUAUUUAUACUAUGAGGUCUCUUGUGUUUCCUAGAGAGCAGUCAGACUUGCAGAAGGUGUUACCAAAUUUGCGCAUGACAUCGCCUAAUACUGUUCUUGCCCAAGGCAUGAGUUUGAAGAAAAAGCAUGAAGUAAGUUACUACAUUUAAUUUCUGAAUUGUAUUCUUUAAUCUUCAUGCCUCAAAGUCGCUUGCUUCUCUAAUGUCUGUGAUAGAAGUAAGUGCUUUUCGCUACUGUUAUGAGCUGACUAUCCACCAUUACUUCUAGAUUAUCAGUUUGAGGGGAUAUUUAUCUUUAUAGAAUGUUAAUUUUCAAAA